Molecule: messenger RNA, 2332 nt
Organism: Spodoptera frugiperda (fall armyworm)
Lineage: Eukaryota; Metazoa; Arthropoda; Insecta; Lepidoptera; Noctuidae
Product: apolipoprotein D
Exons: 6
Coding region: 82-885 (267 amino acids)
Molecular function (GO): pigment binding
Source: RefSeq, a predicted model, not a curated record
UCCAGCCAGUCUCACACCAACCGGCGACCGGAGACGGCGUGCUUUCCAAUUCCAAAUUUUAAAUUUAGUUCGAUAUUCAAAAUGUACAGUUUAACGGUUGUAGGGGUGUUGUUGGCGGUUUGUGGGGGUGCAUUCAGCCACAGUUACCACCUGGGCGCGUGUCCCGUGGUGGAGCCCAUGUCUGGGUUCGAAAUGAACAAGAUGCUGGGCCUAUGGUACGUGAUCCAGAAGACGUCGACGGCCUCUCACUGCCUCACCUACAACUUCACGAAGACGGACGAGCCGUACAGAUACGAACUGGAACAGUCUUCUCAGCACUUCAUCCUGGGACUGACGCCUCUUAAGCAUGACUAUAGGUAUACUGGAGUACUAACAGUCCCGGAUCCCGCGGUGCCAGCAAGAAUGAAAGUCAGGUUCCCACUCAGCGUAGCCGGUUCAGCAAGUUUCACAGUCCUGAUGACUGACUACUCCACCCACGCUGUCGUCUUCACGUGCCAGAAGCUUGCGUUCGCACACCGCAGGUCUGCCACCAUCCUCUCAAGGACCAAGGAGCUCGACAGGAUUUACUUGGACAAGAUGCGCAACAGGUUGGCGUCUUUCGGCGUGGACCCGUACGACCUGUCCAUCAUCUCCCAGAGCGAGUGCCCCACCCACAAGAACGGCUCGGAAGGCGUCAACAUCAACAUCGACCCUGAGACCUUCAGCUCGCACAACAUCGGACAGGCUGUCAGGAAGACUGGCUCCGCUAUCGCUGACGGAGUGGAGUACGUGGUAGAGGCCGGUAAGACCGUGUACCACAAGGUGGCGAGCAGCAAGGAGGACCUCACGGAGUCCCCCGCCGGCCGCUCGCACUCCCUCAAAGACGACGCCGAAUGGUUGCCUUGAAUCUCCUAGGUUUACUUCUCAAGUACAAGUAGCUGUAGCGUGAAACAUAACUAAUACAUAUUGACUGAAACUCCACCUUUAAGGCUACUAUUUUAACCAUCCUUUUUUUAAUGAAUUUAACAGAAAAUGUCAAUGUUGUAUCCAUCAGAAAUAGUAGUCUUAAACAAACAAAAUAACGUGCCUUCAACUGUUGGCUAAGCAAUAAUAUAUAAGCUUAAUGUUUUCUCUCCCCAUUUGUACUGUAUAAGACGAAAUGCAUUUUAUAUUGUUUUGUAAUUAUACUUCGGCCGUUCAGAGAAUGCGUUCCUGACACCUAUCAGUUAGCCACGACUAGUGAUGGGCACAACAUAACACUGAGUUCGUUACCGUUCCUCCAAAAUGAACCGCCGCAUUAUUUUAAUAUUAUUUUCGUUUUAAAUUUGGCAGAAUCAUUUAAAAUUUAUAUUUUAGUUAAAAAUAUAUAAUAAAAUUGUAAUUGUGUGUUGUAAAUAUAUAUUCAUAUAAUAAAAUUAUUCUUUAUUACAAAGUUACAAUCUCUAUUUCUAUGCAAUAAAGUAAGUACAUUGAAUUAAAUGUGCGUACAGAAUAUUAUUCAGACUCCGAUCCGAUCCGAUCCGAUUCCUGUGUAAGAACAAAUUACGAUACUUGCCUGGUUUUUUAGCACAGCACUACAAAAUAUAAAGCGCUGACAUAACCUUGUAAUAGCGCAGUAUAGAUUUAGAAAAAUAUUGUUUACCAAGUUAUUUAUAUACCAAGAGUGCCAUUGAUUGAUUAUUGAUAUAAUAAUGUUGUUUUAAUACUCUUCAAUUGUUAAAACGGUAAACAACCAGCAAAAAUAUUUUUAUCGUAACUGCAACGCCAUUACAAAGUUACGUCGUCAGUUCAAUCGCGAUGUGUCAGGAACGCAUUCUCUGAACGGCCGAACUAUAGAGUGAUUGAGAUAAAUACUCGUAGAGGUAGGUCUACAUUAUGAAGUUAUCAUGUCCAUAGAAAUUAUGGCCAGGACUUUGGAAAGUUUGGAGAAAUUAUAUAUUUUUUUAAUGAAAAAAUGUUGAAUAUGUCCCUGGCCUGUUUUCAGUAGCUCACCCUAACGAGUCGUGACAUCAGUAUGAAUGUGUACUCAUGUCGAAUGAAUGUGAAUGUGUGAUCUAUGUGUAAGACUGUAAAACCAUAAUUUAAUUUAAUAUUACAAUAAAAUUAAAAGAAUAAAUCGCAAUACAUUUCUAUUAUUUUUUAAAUGGACCAACUAAUGACCAAGACAGAUGAGCGAAAUAAAAACUAGAGUUCUAAUAUUAUUUGCGGUUUAUUUUUUUAAAUAAUGAGAUGGUCGUUUUAGUUUAUUAUCAAACCAAAGGAUAACUACCACGAAUGCCUUACCUAUGUAUCAUAUCUUUGUACUAUUUGUAAAUGCAAUCAAUAAUUUUACACAAUAAAGAAAUUAAUUUUA